This is a messenger RNA of Gaeumannomyces tritici R3-111a-1, 3197 nucleotides long. RefSeq lists its product as hypothetical. The transcript has 6 exons. NCBI's taxonomy places the organism in Eukaryota, Fungi, Ascomycota, Sordariomycetes, Magnaporthales, Magnaporthaceae. The record is from RefSeq and is a predicted model, not a curated record. The coding region runs from base 170 to 3016 and encodes 948 amino acids. Gene Ontology annotation, biological process: proteolysis. Gene Ontology annotation, molecular function: serine-type endopeptidase activity.
CAAUUGCCCCCUCUUUCCCCUCACUCCGUCCUGACUCCUGAGGGACCGAUUCACUCCCUCGCCAUUAGCAACAUUCAUGCUCAGGAGCCUCAGCCAUUCCUAACCCCUCUUUCACCCCAGCGCCACCCCCGAGGAUGUAGUCCAACCCUCACCUCCCUCAGCAUUUCCCAUGUGGCAGUUGAAGCUCAUCAGUCAAGUCCUUCCAGCAUUCGGGGUCCUGGCGAAGGAUUACUGCGAUCGCCUGGAGCAUGAGGAUCAAAAUGCAAAGCUGAGACGGGAUGCACAAGCAUGUUACUCAGACCUAGUCAGCAUUGGGCAGGCUGUAGCUCAAUCCAGUGGUGAAUGGAGCUAUGGUUUGGAAGAAGAAGAAGAAGACAUCAACAGGCUGCUUGAUGCGUUGGAGUCCCGCUUGCCAAAGCGGCGGUGGAACCCCUUCGACCUCAGCAUGCCUGGGCCAAGCCGGACGAAAAAUGAUAGCAGCCGGCCGGAACACUUCCCCCGGUUGAAUGCCCUGGCCUCUGCCAUCGAUUCGGAGGGGAUGGGAGGCUGGGGCGAUUGUUCCGAGCUGCCGAGUCUACCGCUCGCAGAAUGCAGGCUAUACCUGGGCUUCUUCAGCAGUAAAGUCCGUCUCUUCCACGAAACAGAGGAGCAAACUCCGGGCAAACGCGACAAGUUCUUGAACCGCGUGAGGCGUGCGACAAUACUCCUCCUCAGCGUCUACUACAGGUCUCAUUCGCAUACAGAAGCCGGGAGCAGCCCCAGCCUUUCCACACAUUCUAGCCGCGGUGCCAGAGAGGCAGCCAACAAAGUUUACAGUCUCCUGGAGCGACACUGGAAGUGCAGUUGUCCCAAGCGAACUCCCCAGCGAGACCUCAAGGUGAUCCGAUCAAGGGAGGUGAGGGUUAGCCUGACAAGAUGCUGCCCGAUCAUCCCGCACACGCAAUCAUUCGAGGUCCUCUUUCCGGUGUGCAAUAGCAGUCCAGGGUGGAAACAGACCAACGUCGAGGUCAAGCAUUCCAGAACUCGUCGUGACUCCAAAUCGGACCGAGAGGCCGUCGAAAAGGACAUUUGUUGGCGGCUUAGACGUAGCCAUGAUGUCCAGGUGGACUUUUUGGCCGAGAACGACCGGUUGUGGCACCUUACGCCAAGACCUAUGGACGACACUCAAGACCACCUCCAAUCUAUGGAAACACUCAACCGGCUGCUAGAGUAUGGGGUGACAGGUUCCUUCACUGAGACAUAUACUCCCAAGGAACAGCUCCUGCUUUGCUACUCCCUGUCCAACUCAUUGUUGUGCUUCUACCCGGGCUCUUGGCUGCAGACGGCCUGGAGCAGCAGCAACGUCUACUUUCCGCAGAUGAUGGGAAAUCGCUCUCGCUGGGACCUAAACUUCCCCUACCUGUCUGUGGAACUCGCAAAACUUGACAACAUGUCAACACGCCAGCCACACCUCCAAGCACACAAGCACCCAGUCAUACUGGCCCUUGGAAUCAUCUUCCUCGAAAUCGUCACUGGUGCCCGGUUUUCGAGAUCCGAAUUCCCAAAUCAGUGUGACCGCUGGAACAGGGACCAAUUCGAAGCCCGGAAGCUGCUGCGUAGCCUAGAGGCUCACGACAGGCGAGGUGGUGGAAAAAAACUCACGUCUGGACUCACGGACGCUAUCCGCGCCUGUUUGGAUCUUGAACCACCACCUAGUUUGCUAACACCCAAGCAGCUUUCCGAGGAGGGGCCAAUCCGACAGUAUAUACUUUCCUAUAUAGUUUAUCCAUUGGAGCGAGAGCUCGUAUAUGGUUAUAAUGUACUGCCCGAAGUCACCGAUCCCCAGGUUCCCCCAGACAACAGACGCAGACUGCAGAUAGCCACUGGUCAAAAGCGGACAAGUCCCCAGCCAUCAUCACCGACCAAACAUGUUUCUGGCUCAAAGAUCAAUGAAGGACGGCCUGGACCCACCGAUCGCAGACAACACGAUCUGAAUGCUCAAUUCUUCGAUGGCUUUGACGAGCCCGAUGCAGGCAAGUGUAUCUUAUACGAGAAACGGAAAGGCCAAUUCGAAGAGGUCAGAAAACUCUUCUUCGACAGAGUCGGCGAAAAUCCUCAGGACACCACGCCUGUGAAGAUCGCCGUGUUGGACACCGGUAUAGAUCUCGACCAUGACGACAUAUUCGCCGUGGAAGAGCGGAUCAAAAAGAAAUACAACUGGGCGGAUACAGGUCUCCCCGGCGAUGUGACAGAUCAUGACGGACACGGAACAUUCGUCGCAAACUUACUUCUCCAGUAUGCGCCCAACGCCGAGCUUUACGUGGGAAAGGUCGCUGGUGGCUUGAAGCCACCGUCUCAGUGUCUGCUCGCGAAGGCCCUUGAACACGCUGUCGAGGAGUGGGAGGUCGAUAUCGUCUCCAUAUCGAUUGGCUAUCCAAAUGCUGAAGAAGGGAAAUGCGAGCCUGGGACCUGCGAAAAGCCGGAGGACUGCAAGAUACUCAAGAACGUCAUCUUUGUGAACAGCAAACGCGUCCUCAUAUUUGCCGCGGCAUCGAACGACGGCGCCAACCAGGGGCUGGCGUAUCCCGCCUCCGACUACAAAGUCAUCGGCAUACACUCAACCUCAGGCUAUGGGGAAAAAUCCAAAUUCAGUCCCGCUGCGGAAACUAGUCCGGCUAUCGCCACGCUAGGCGAGGCAGUCGAGUCGACGUGGCCUAGCCACUUUUUUACCGACCCGGACGUGCCGAGGGUCAAGCACAAAUCCGGCACAUCAUUUGCGACACCCAUCGCGGUCGGUAUGGCAGCCAACCUCAUUCGGUAUGCCCGGGUUCAUCUGGGCAGCGAGACGGCCCAGAAGAUGAAGGACAAAGAUAAGAUGAAGAGUGUACUUGAAAGCAUCGCGCAGGAGAGUAGGAAAUCCAAGAAGCCGGAUCCGGACGGCUACGUCAAUGUCCACUUCAGCACGCAUCCCCAUAAUUUUUUUGGCCAGGGCGAGGAUGAGGUGCACAGGAAACUCAAGGAAUUACUCUCUCAAUGAUAGACCACUGGGCCAGGGAUGAUAAGGGAGCAGGAAAUCGUACUUUGUUUAGUUCUCAGUUUGUGCGCAUUCCACGCCUGAAGAGAUAUUUUGCGCAGUACCAAACCUAAAUUGGGAAUUGUGUGGCAGUUCUCUUCUACCAGGCAUUUUGCAAGAUGUGGCCCCUCACUCCACCUGCCCG